This is a messenger RNA of Mesoplodon densirostris (Blainville's beaked whale), 3089 nucleotides long. It is a transcript of the gene MFSD8, whose product is annotated as major facilitator superfamily domain containing 8. The record is from RefSeq and is a predicted model, not a curated record. The transcript is spliced from 11 exons. The coding region runs from base 511 to 1893 and encodes 460 amino acids. Lineage: Eukaryota; Metazoa; Chordata; Mammalia; Artiodactyla; Ziphiidae. Gene Ontology annotation, molecular function: transmembrane transporter activity. Gene Ontology annotation, biological process: transmembrane transport. Gene Ontology annotation, cellular component: lysosomal membrane.
AAACAGACUUUUAAAAAGGAAUGUAGUACUGAUACUGCUACAACAUAGAUGAACCUUGAAAGCAUUAUGCAAAGAAAGAAGCCAGACACUAAAGACCACAUAUUGUGUGGUUCUAUUCAUAUGAAAGUCCAAAAUAGGAAAAUCUAUAGAGACAGAAAGUAAAUUAGUGGUUGCUUAGGGCUUUUGGGGAAAUGAUAGAGGAUAGAAGAGUAUAGCUAAAGGGUCCAGGGUUUCUUUCUGAGGUGACUAAAAUAUUGUAAAAUUGACUGUAGUCAUGGUUGCACAUAUCUGGCACACUAAGAGCCAUUGAAUUGUACACUUUAAAUGGGUGAAUUCAUUGUGAAUUAUAUCUUAAUAGAGCUGUUUUUUUUUUAAAACAGCCUUGAUAGAAUUGUGAUUGGAUGUGCCUAAUAUUUAAAAUUGACAAAAAAAUUGGAGUUUAUCAUUACAGUUCUCAAGCAAUAAAAGCUAGCAGAGAUAAUUUUCUUUUAAGGAUUUUCUAUUGUGAUAAUGUCAAUAUGGCCAUAUCUCCAAAAGAUUGAUCAGACUGCCGAUGCAAGUUUUUUGGGCUGGGUUAUUGCUUCUUUUAGCCUUGGCCAAAUGGUAGCUUCACCUAUAUUUGGUUUGUGGUCUAACUAUCGACCAAGAAAAGAACCUCUUACUGUUUCCAUUUUCAUUUCGGUGGCAGCCAACUGCCUGUAUGCAUAUGUCCAGGUUCCAGCUUCUCAUAAUAAAUACUACAUGUUGGUUGCUCGUGGAUUGGUGGGAUUUGGAGCAGGAAAUGUAGCUGUUAUUAGAUCAUAUAUUGCUGGUGCUACCUCUCUUCAGGAAAGAACAAGUUCCAUGGCAAACACAAGUGCAUGUCAAGCAUUAGGUUUUAUUCUAGGUCCAGUUUUUCAGACUUGUUUUGCACUCAUUGGAGAAAAGGGCGUGACAUGGGAUACCAUUAAGCUGCAGAUAAACAUGUACACAGCACCAGUUUUACUUGGCGCCUUCCUGGGAAUUUUAAAUAUUAUUCUGAUUCUUGCUGUAUUAAGAGAACAUCGUGUGGAUGACUCAGGACGACAGUGUAAAAGUAUUAAUUUUGAAGAAGCAAGUACAGAUGAAGUUCAGGUCCCCCAAGGAAAUAUUGAUCAAGUUGCUGUUAUGGCCACCAAUGUUCUGUUUUUUGUGAUUCUGUUUAUCUUUGCCCUUUUUGAAACCAUUGUUACUCCAUUAACAAUGGAUAUGUAUGCCUGGACCAGAGAACAAGCUGUGUUAUAUGAUGGCAUAAUACUUGCUGCUCUUGGAGUGGAGGCAGUUAUUAUUUUCAUGGGGAUAAAAUUACUUUCCAAAAAGGUUGGUGAGCGUGCUAUUCUACUGGGAGGACUCAUUGUUGUAUGGGUUGGCUUCUUUAUCUUGUUACCUUGGGGACAUCAGUUUCCCAAAAUACAGUGGGAAGAUUUACAUAAUAAUUCAAUCCCUAAUACCACAUUUGGAGAAAUAAUUGUUACUCUUUGGAAGAUUCCAAGAGAUCACAAUGAAGGACCAACUGGUUGCCCAGUUGAACAAGCCUGGUGCCUCUACACCCCCAUGAUCCAUCUGGCCCAGUUCCUCACAUCAGCUGUGCUAAUUGGAAUAGGCUAUCCAUCCUGCAAUGUUAUGUCAUAUACAUUAUAUUCAAAAAUUCUGGGGCCAAAACCUCAGGGUAUAUACAUGGGCUGGUUAACAGCGUCUGGAAGUGCAGCACGGAUUCUUGGACCCGUCUUCAUCAGCCAAGUGUACGCUGCCUGGGGUCCACGAUGGGCUUUCAGCCUUGUGUGUGGAAUGGUGGUGCUCACCAUCACACUCCUGGGUGUGGUUUAUAGAAGACUCAUUGCUUUUUCUGUAAGGCAUGGAAGGAUUCAAGAAUAACCUAGCUAAGGCUGUGGUGGAAAGUACUUGCUGUGUGGAGCUUUCUCUUUUAAGGCUCUGCUAGACGAUUGCUAAGAGUCAGUUUCCUAAAGUCAGGUUGUAGAUAUUGCAUAUGUUGAAUAACAAGAACAUAUAUUGAAUAAAAUAGGGAAUUCUAUGUGUAAUUAUGAAUAGCAAGAUAAUAUAUAAAUUCUGGAUCAUAGUUUCCUUAUCUCAAAAAAGAAAUAGUCUUCAUAUGACAUUUUUUUGGGGGUGGCAUAAAGUCAUGAGUGAAUAGACAGUGGUCUAUAAAUGUGAAGUUAUACUCUUAAGUCAAACUGCAGAGGCGUCAUUAAAAUAACAAGAGAAUAUCUAUGCAGUGAAAUCAUAAGGAGAGUUCUAUAUGAAUUACCUGUAAUAGAAUGAAAUUAUAGAAAUUUUUUACCUAACAGAGGUACCUUUAUUCAUAGCUAUCUCCUUUUUAUUUAUUAAAAAUUCAUUUUUCUGUUAUUAUAAAGUUUUCCUUAUGAAAUAAAAUCAUGACUUAAAUUUUAUACUUACCAUGCCUGCCAUCCUCCCUUAGCUUCUAUAAGUCAUGAUUUUUAAUACUACACUUUCCAUCUUAUUUUAGUUCAGGAUCUUACUAAUUAACCCCUAAGUUAAUGGAUGUGUAUGAAUAAUGCUCAUAUUUGAGCAAUAAAGAGGAUUAAGAGAUUAAGAUGGAUUUUUCUACCUGUAGUACAGAUAACUACUUUUUUCUUUCAAGUCCUAAUAAAUAAUUCACUUUAGAAACAUAAGCCAGAUAUGUGUUAUUAUAUACAUAUACUGAACAGAAAACUGUUAAAAUUAUUGGCAUUUUCUAAUUCCCUUAAAUUCUAGAGAAAAACUAUUACCUUAUUUAUUUUUUCUCUCUCAGUAGUGGUAGGGAAGACCCAACGGUUUUCAAUCUGUGUCUGCAUAGCUACUCAGAACUGCAGAAUUUUAAAUUUGGAUAGGCCCGACAGCCCCAAUAUAGGCAGGCUAAUAAAUCUGAGGUAAAAUAGCUGUAAUCUAACAGUUUACCAAGUUUACUAGAAAUUGGCUAAAUCACACUAUGUAUACUUUACUACUUCACAUAAGUUGAAUGCUGCUAAAAGGGACUAGUACAGAACUAUCUAUAUGGAUAAUCAGUAUUACCCAAAAAUGCAAAAAUAUUUCUAAAUACUUUUCCAAAUGUU